AUGAUAGACAAUUAGAAUAUAGGAAGUGACGACGAAUUAGAUAUUUAUGAACCAGGAACUUCAGGCGAAAUCAUUAGCUACUUGAAAAGAAACUUUAAUACAUUAAAUGAUUAGGUUUUAGGAGCUAGAAAAAAAGCUAUCCUCAACAUUUAUGAAAAACUAUCUGAAAGCUAAUUUGCUAUUUCUGGAAUGGUUUCUCAAUAGAUCAUGGUUAAGUUCAAUAAAUAAUUAUUAUAAUGUUUUUCGGAUAGAGCAGAGAAGAUUAGAGAAUACUCUAUCAAAAUUAUUUCUGAAUUAUUGUCCAAAUGUGAUGAUAUGUAACCUUUCUUACCUUAUGUGAUAUCUAUUGUUUGUGAGAGAGUUAAUUGCCAAGACCUUGAAGGAAUUCUCAAUGUUCCAGAAGUUAUGAGACCUCCCCCAGGUUAGAAGCCCAAAAUGCUUAUCAAGCUAGUCGAAGAAUCUGAAGAGUUGCGCUAAGAAUUGUGUAAAUUAAUGCAUGUGAUAGUUACCUGUUCAAAUUCAAAUAUGCUUUAUAAUCAUGUGGAUGAUAUUUGUAAUAUUUUGAGAGCUCUAUCCAUGGAUCCAUGCUCUGAAGUUUAGAAAUUAGCAUGUAAAUGUGUUUCAGAAUUCUGUAUUAAUAAUAAGGAACUGCUUCUGCAUUUUACAGAAAUUUUGGCAAGAGGACUUCUUUUACCUUUGAUUAGUAAGAAAUCAAAAGUUAGAAUUGCUGCUUUGGAAGCUCUUGGAUCUGUGUUACAGUGUGGAGUAUGGAAAUACAAUGCAAAUGUAUUUGAAAUUUUAGUUGGAUUUAGAGAUCCUAACUCCGUUCCAAUUAAAGAUUUUUAUGAACCUUCACAUAAUAUAAACUAUUUAGCCACUUUUAUUACUGAUCCAAAAGUUAAUGUUAGAGAUAUGUUUUUAAGGUGUGUUGGAGAUUGGGUUUCUAGACUACCUGAUAGAUAUGACCAUUUGCCAAGACUGAUACCUUAUCUUAUAUCAGGCUUGUUUGAUGAUUUCGAAGAAAUUAGAGAAACAUGUUUUGAAGUCUUAGAAGAAGCAGGCUAAGAGGAAGAAAGAGAAAAGGAAAAAGAAUUAAGAGAAGCUAAAUAAUUCGGUAUGGACUCUGAUUGGACUUAUGGAGGUAAGUUGAAAAACCUACCACUACCUGACCCAAUAAAAAAGAGACCUUGUUUAGGUGCUAGAAUGCUUGUUAGAGGACAGUAUCGUAAGUUUUAGAAGGCAUUAUUUAAUGAGUUAAAGGAUAAUAAUCUUAGUGCACGUAUUAGAGCUGCUAAUUUAAUGAGAAUAAGUGUUAUUUACUGUGAAGAUUAUAUGACUUAAUUUUUAGAUGACGUAAUAAGAUCAUUAGUUUGGUAAUUAGUUUCUGAUAAAGCUGAAGAGAAAGUUAUUUGCCAGAAAAUAUAAGAGAGUUUCUUUUAUAUUGGAAGGUUCUGUGAUUUUAAUACCUAUUUACCAAUUAUUAAGAGUGGAUUGAGUGGAGAAUUUUAUUAAAAUGAAGACUAUGUAAGAUGCAGUUUUGAAGGAUUAGCUUAAUUGGUAAAAGGUAGCUUAGAAGCAAUUCCUAAUGGAUAAGGAAUUGGUAAAAAGAUGAAAUUAGUAGAAGAAGUUCUUGAUAUUAUAACCGAAAAGUCUAUUAUUAAUUCAAUAUCAACAUUUAAUUAUGUUCAAGCAGCAAAUCUUAUGGAGGGUUUGAUUAGAGGAAUAUUGAAGUAGGGUAAAAAAGAAGAAGUAGAAAUAUUAUUAAAAUAGAGGUAUUAAAAGUUAAUGACUAUUCUAGGAAUAAUAAGCUACAUACAGCUUGUAGAUAAAGCUUUUAUAGUUACAACCCCUUUGAGCUAUUAGAUUCUAGAUACUAUAAUUUAAGCAGCUUAAAACAGCGACGUUUUUAAAUUACUAAAUGAUAUUUUAGAUUAUUCUGAAAGCAAAUUAUAACUUUUUUCAGAAAAAGUAACUUAAGCAGCUGAUAAUUUAGAUUCUUUAAAUUUUGGUGAUAUUACAUGGAAAAGUUUAGUAGGUUAGGUGAUUUACCACAUUUUGUAUGAAAAUAGCUUUGAAAAUGUGGCUAAAAUUUAUGAGAUAAUAAAUUACCUUGUUAAAAACUCUUAAAUUCCUGAUUUAUGUGAUUUUGUAUCCAAAUUAAAUGCUUUAUUUAUUUAAAAAAUUAAGAUUUAACUUAAGAACCCUCAAUUGAAAAUGGAAGGAGGCAAUUAACUUAGUUUAUUUUAUGGAGGUUUAUUAGAAUCAUAAAGUUUAGUUACCAAGUGGAUGUAAGAUGAAACAGCAAAAAUUAAAAUUACUCAAUAGUUUAUUUAGAAUUUCUAUUUGCUCUACAAGUUCAAUAUAGAAGGAUUAUUUGAGUCUGAUAUUGAUAAAAUGCUUUAAGACUACUUAGAAAGAGGAUCUCUUUAAAAUUUAAGUUCUUUGAUUGGAUCUAUCCCUAUAUUACACAAAAAGUUUUAUAAAAAAUAAGAUAUCGACAUGACAAAAUUGUUAUAGUUUAUAAUAAAAAAAAUUCAUAAUAAAAUUCAACCAUACCUGAAAGAGUUAUAUAUUGGAGAAGGCGAUUAGAAACUAUUUGUCGUUCCUUUACUUAUAGCCUACACUAUCGAGAGACUAGAAAGAUUAGGAGAUCCUGCUGAUUUAAAACUGGCAGCUAUUAAUUUUGAAACUUUAGAUCUUCUUUUAGAGUAUAUUCCAACUGUGGCGGACCAACCCUACUUAGGUGAUAAGCACAUAUUUGAAAACUACACUGCUUUUAUUUAAAAAAUGAUUAAAUAUGCUUUGGAUGAAAAAGAUGUUGAAAUAAAAGCAUAUUAUUUGGCAACAUUAAAAAAAUUAGUUAACAAGACUACUUUUAAUUUUAGAAUGGAAUACGAAUCAGCUAUUUCUAACAAGCAGUUUGCAAGAAUAGAUCUUUUAAAGGUUCUUCAACCAAAAUGA
This is a messenger RNA of Tetrahymena thermophila SB210, 2961 nucleotides long. RefSeq names its product kinase domain protein. The transcript is spliced from 10 exons. The record is from RefSeq and is a predicted model, not a curated record. NCBI's taxonomy places the organism in Eukaryota, Ciliophora, Oligohymenophorea, Hymenostomatida, Tetrahymenidae.